Messenger RNA from Juglans regia (Persian walnut), 2739 nucleotides. Its product is annotated as glycerophosphodiester phosphodiesterase GDPDL3-like. Gene Ontology annotation, molecular function: glycerophosphodiester phosphodiesterase activity. The coding region runs from base 110 to 2416 and encodes 768 amino acids. The transcript has 9 exons. NCBI's taxonomy places the organism in Eukaryota, Viridiplantae, Streptophyta, Magnoliopsida, Fagales, Juglandaceae. Gene Ontology annotation, biological process: lipid metabolic process. The record is from RefSeq and is a predicted model, not a curated record.
UACAGCCUGAAAAGCUUCAGAGCACAAGCUCACCUCUCUCUCUCUCACAGCAGAGCAAAUCGCGCACAUUUUCCGAGAAAACCCGAUCGCAGGAAGUUACCGAGCUUCUAUGAUUUGCCGGCGAGUUUUUCCGGCAAUGUCUAACUCACGCGGUCGAACCUUCUUUCUUCUUCUGCUUCACUCGGUAGUAGUAGCUCUGGUCUCUGCUCAGGGAUCUAACAACACAAGUAUCUGGCCUACACUUAGCGGUAAACCGCCUUUAGUCAUUGCACGCGGUGGGUUUUCAGGGCUAUUUCCUGAUUCUAGUUCUGUUGCCUAUGAUCUGGCGCUGCAAAUUAGUGUAUCCGAUGUGUUCUUAUGGUGUGAUGUGCAAUUGACAAAGGAUGGAGCUGGGAUCUGUGUGCCCGACAUAAAGUUGGAGAAUGCAACUGACAUUUCGACUGUUUACAACAGCAGGAGUAAGACCUACCUUGUUAAUGGGGCUCCUACCAAAGGAUGGUUUUCGGUGGAUUUCACCUUUAGUGAGCUGGCAACUAAUGUCAUCUUAAAUCAAGGAGUCUAUUCUCGAACUAAUAAGUUUGAUGGCAAUGGCUUCCAAAUUCUCACUGUUCAAAACUUGACUGCAACAAUGAAGCCACCAGGCUUAUGGUUGAACAUUCAGCAUGAUAUAUUCUUCACGCAACACAAUUUAAAUAUGAGAAGCUUUGUACUUUCGGUGUCGAGAAGUGUGAUAAUUGGUUAUAUUUCAUCACCAGAGGUGGGUUUCCUAAGAAGUAUAACGAAACGAUUUGAUCCUAGAACGACAAAACUGGUCUUCAGGUUUCUAGGACAGGAUGAGAUUGAGCCUUCAACCAACCAGACAUAUGGUUCUCUGUUAAAGAAUCUUACGUUUAUCAAGACUUUUGCCUCUGGAAUUCUCGUUCCCAAAGGUUACAUAUGGCCUGUAGAUCCAAGUCUUUAUUUACUACCUCAUACCACUGUUGCCGUAGAUGCUCAUAAGGCAGGGCUAGAAGUGUUUGCAUCAGAUUUUGCAAAUGACGUUCCAUUUAGCUUCAAUUACAGUUAUGAUCCAUUAUCUGAGCACUUGUCUUUCAUUGACAAUGGUGACUUUUCCGUUGAUGGUCUGCUGACCGACUUCCCACUUACUUCAUCGGCAGCAAGAGAUUGCUUUGCUCAUCUAGGCAAUAAUGCUUCAGCACAAGCAAAGCCUUUGGUUAUCUCCAAAAAUGGAGCAAGUGGAGAUUAUCCUGGUUGCACAGACUUAGCAUAUAUUAGAGCUAUUGAAGACAAAGUAGAUGUCCUUGAUUGCCCUGUUCAAUUGGCUAAGGACGGAACACCAUUCUGCUUAAGCUCGAUAAAUCUGAUAGAUAGCACAACGGUUGCCCAAUCACCAUAUAGCAACCUUACAACUUCUAUUCCAGACAUUAAGGCUGGGACUGGAAUAUUUACCUUUAACAUGACAUGGAGUGAGAUUCAAGGAUUGACACCGGCAAUAGCAAACCCUUACUCCACCUAUAGGUUGUUCCGGAAUCCAAAGUACAAAAAUGCAGGGAGGUUUCUAACAUUGUCCGAGUUUUUGGGCUUGGCAAAGAAUGCGAGCUCCCUUACUGGUGUCUUGAUCAGCAUAGAGCAUGCGGCCUAUCUUGCACACCAGGGAUUAAGUGUAACCGAUGCAGUCGCUGAUGCCUUGAGCAAAGCUGGUUAUGAUAAUCAGGCAUCCCCAAAAGUUAUGAUUCAGUCUGCUAAUAGUUCUGUUCUAAUGAAAUUCAAGGACAAAAAAAAUUAUGAGUGUGUGUAUAAGGUUGACGAGAAUAUUCGUGAUGCCCUCGACUCAACUGUUAAGAACAUAAAGACGUUCGCCCAUUCUGUGGUUGUCGGCAAGGAGUCUGUGUUUCCUGAAAAUCAGGCAUUCAUCACUAGUACUACCGAUACCGUAUCAAAGCUGCAAUCAUUUGGGCUCCCUGUCUAUGUAGAAACAUUCAGCAAUGAAUUUGUGUCCCAAGCAUAUGACUUCUACUCGGAUGCACAUGUGGAGAUCAACACAUAUGUCAUGGCGGCCAAAGUUGAUGGUGUCAUCACCGACUUCCCUAAGACAGCUGCUAGAUACAAAAGAAAUCGAUGCUUAGGUUUGGGCAACAAGACACCUUCUUACAUGUCAUCUGUUCCACCUGGUGGUCUCAUGCAAGUCAUUACUGAAACCUACAUGCCACCAGCAGAGGCUCCAAACCCUGUCCUGACAACUGAAGAUGUGGUGGAGUCACCUUUGCCCUCUGUUUCUCCACGAGGCCCAAGUACCAGCCCAGGUGGUGGAACUUCAGCAGUAGCUCCAACUCCGCCGAAUGGGAAACCCAAGCUAGCUUCAUGCUUCUUCCUGACAUAUCUAGCAAUGCUUCUUGCUGCUCUUUUUCUAUCCUGAAAGAUGUAACACGUUCGCACAUUAUUUUGUGCUCUUUGUAUUUCUCAUUUCUGUGUUACCGGGAGCUCUUUGCUAGCUGCAUGGAACAUUAACAAGGCCAAUCCCAAAAUUUCCCGAAGAGCAGUGAAUUCUUUCAUCCUCUCUCAUCUUUUUUUUUUUUUUUUUCGAACUUGUAGGCAUGUUCAUUCUUUUCCCUUGUAAUUUGAUGAUAGAUUCUUGAGGGGUACGUGUGAUGAUGGAAUUAUUGUAGUCUGCAAUUUGCAUUUAUGUUUUGUUUAAGAUGUAGCCAUCAUAAAUGAUUAUUCUUUGGUGUGCAUUGUGCA